Punctularia strigosozonata HHB-11173 SS5 is the source of this 891-nucleotide messenger RNA. RefSeq names its product GroES-like protein. The transcript is spliced from 4 exons. Bases 1 to 891 code for a protein of 296 amino acids. NCBI's taxonomy places the organism in Eukaryota, Fungi, Basidiomycota, Agaricomycetes, Corticiales, Punctulariaceae. Gene Ontology annotation, molecular function: oxidoreductase activity, acting on NAD(P)H. The record is from RefSeq and is a predicted model, not a curated record.
AUGGCUCCUACCGAACAGAAGGCUCUCGUUCUCCUCACUACGGGUGGCGAAUUUGCUGUACAAAGCAAGUCGGUAACUACCUCCGGCGCCGGCGAGGUCUUGGCCAGGAUUGAGUCCACCGCCUUGAACCCGAUGGACUGCAAGGUCAAAGCCUUCGCCUUGCCCUUCGUCUCGUACCCCGGCGCUCUCGGUACCCACGGAGCUGGCGUAGUUGAGGAAGUCGGCGAAGGCGUCGCAAACCUCAAGAAGGGAGAUCAGAUCUUGUGGCAGGGCUCGUUCACGGACGAACGAGCCACCUUCCAGCAAUACGCCCUCGUGAAGGCCGACCUCGCCGCCAAGAUCCCGGACAACGCGAGCCGGGACGGGCAGGGGCCGCAAGGCGGUGGCGCGGGUUUAACUCCCUUUUACGCCGCCCCAAACACCUAUACUGGGCAACCGUUGGUAGUGCUGGGAGGUCCCACCUCCGCUGGUCAAUAUGUCAUUCAACUCGCCCGCUUGUCCGGGUUCUCACCCAUCAUCGCGACCGCGUCCGUGAAACAUUCGGACUACCUCAAGUCCCUCGGCGCUACCCACGUCCUUUCUCGCGACCUGGCCACAGAGGCGCUCAGCGCCGAGAUUGACGAGGUGACCUCGCAGCCGAUCAAGUACGUGUUCGAUACAGUCGGUGGUGCGCAGAAGGUCGGCUGGGCCCUGCUCGCGUCGGGUGGGACGCUCGUCCUCACGUUGCCGGCGGUUGAGGGCAUCGUUCGCGGUCAGGAUGGUAAAACCUUCGUGAACGUGGGCGGGAACGUCAACUAUCCCGCUCAGAAUGAACUCGGACGCGAGCUUGAUGCGCGCUUGAUCCAGCUCCUCGAGAGUGGUUUGAUCAAGGUCGGACGACACUUUCAAUGA